Messenger RNA from Nipponia nippon (crested ibis), 1187 nucleotides. RefSeq names its product GPN-loop GTPase 1 (gene GPN1). The record is from RefSeq and is a predicted model, not a curated record. Gene Ontology annotation, molecular function: GTPase activity; ATP hydrolysis activity. NCBI's taxonomy places the organism in Eukaryota, Metazoa, Chordata, Aves, Pelecaniformes, Threskiornithidae.
AUGGCGGCGGCGAGCGGGCCGGCGGAGGCGCCUCCGGUGUGCGUGCUGGUGCUGGGCAUGGCCGGCUCCGGGAAAACCACCUUCGUGCAGCGACUCGCGGCCCACCUGCAUGGGCAACGCUGCCCCCCGUACGUGAUCAACCUGGACCCCGCGGUGCACGACCUGCCCUUCCCCGCCAACAUCGAUAUCAGGGACACUGUGAAGUACAAAGAAGUCAUGAAACAAUAUGGGCUGGGCCCAAAUGGUGGAAUAGUGACCUCUCUCAAUCUCUUUGCUACAAGAUUUGAUCAGGUGAUGAAGUUUAUUGAAAAAAGACAAAAUGCAUCCAAGUAUGUUAUUAUUGACACACCAGGGCAAAUUGAGGUGUUCACCUGGUCAGCAUCAGGAACAAUCAUAACUGAGGCCUUGGCUUCCUCUUUUCCUUCAGUUGUUGUUUAUGUGAUGGACACUUCUCGCAGUACUAACCCUAUCACCUUUAUGUCCAACAUGCUGUAUGCCUGCAGCAUCCUGUACAAGACAAAGCUACCUUUCAUUGUUGUCAUGAACAAAACUGACAUAAUUGACCACAGUUUUGCAGUAGAAUGGAUGCAGGACUUUGAGACUUUUCAAGAUGCCCUGAAUCAGGAGACAUCCUAUGUCAGUAACCUGACUCGUUCUAUGAGUUUAGUGUUGGAUGAAUUUUACAGUUCACUGAAGGUGGUUGGUGUUUCUGCUGUGCUCGGCACAGGACUGGAUGAUUUUUUUGUUCAGCUUUCUAAAGCUGUCGAUGAGUAUGAGAGAGAAUAUCGUCCAGAAUACGAACGCCUGAGAAAAACACUGGAGAAAGCUCAAAAUAAACAAAAGAGAGAGCAGCUGGAACAUUUGUGGAAGGACAUGGGCAGCGUGUGUGUGCAGGGCAACACACUUGCAGGGUCUGAUGAUGCUUCUGCAAUGGGUCCCUCUGAGCUGAUCCUAACACGAGGGGCUCUUGAUGAAGAAGAAGAAGAGAGAGAGAGUGAUACUGAUGACAUUGACCAUGAAGUUACUGAGGAGAGUCAUGAAGAACCAGCCUUCAGAAACUUUAUGCAAGAGACGCGGAUGAAAUACCAGAGAAGAAGCAACCCAAAUGAAUGAGACCUUCAGAAACAGAGCAUUUGGAAUCCCUUGUAAUGGAGUUAAAAGUAAAGCAACAGCAUAAAGAAACUUGC